Poeciliopsis prolifica (blackstripe livebearer) is the source of this 774-nucleotide messenger RNA. Its product is annotated as UDP-N-acetylglucosamine transferase subunit ALG13 homolog. The transcript is spliced from 4 exons. The coding region runs from base 162 to 656 and encodes 164 amino acids. Gene Ontology annotation, biological process: dolichol-linked oligosaccharide biosynthetic process. The record is from RefSeq and is a predicted model, not a curated record. NCBI's taxonomy places the organism in Eukaryota, Metazoa, Chordata, Actinopteri, Cyprinodontiformes, Poeciliidae. Gene Ontology annotation, molecular function: hexosyltransferase activity.
CGGCCUUCAGAUGGCGACAUUGUGCGUCUCAUGGAUGCUGGUGACGUGAUGACGUUUGAAGCGGAAGCAGCGGAAGUUAGGUCUGUGCUUUGUAAGAUGAAGAUAAACAAGCUGGAAUUUUAACUUAGGGUAAGAAGUGAGGUUUUAAAACCGGAGUAGACAUGAAGACGGUGUUCGUUACCGUCGGAACCACGCGCUUUGAUGAGCUGAUCGAAAACGUCACUUCCUCUGAGGCCACACAGGUGCUGAAGUUUCGGGGAUAUGAGCGUCUGGUUCUUCAGGUCGGAAAAGGAUCUUUGCUUCCAGAUGCCGACAGCUGUGCUCACCUGAGCGUGGAGGCUUUUCGCUUCAAAGACUCAAUAGCAGAAGACAUGAAGCAAGCUGAUCUUGUCAUCAGCCAUGCAGGAGCAGGAAGUUGUCUGGAGGCUCUCGGCGCAGGCAAACCUCUGCUAGUUGUGGUCAAUGACAAACUGAUGGACAACCAUCAGCUGGAGCUGGCCCGGCAGCUGGCCAUGGACCACCACCUGCUGUACUGCACAUGCAGCACUCUGACGGAAACGCUGAAGAACAUGGACCUCUCUGUUCUGCAGCCGUUCACGCCUGGACAGCCGAAGAACUUUGCAAACUUUUUAGAUAAAGCCCUCGGAGUGAAAUGACUUUUUAAUGCCACAAUGCUGUGGAUUAUGUUACACAUGAAAGUGCUGACUCUACAUUGUGAAAGAUGUAUGUUACAGGUGUGUUUAUAUGUAUAUAAAUAUCAGUAAUGAGAUCCUA